This is a messenger RNA of Boleophthalmus pectinirostris (great blue-spotted mudskipper), 750 nucleotides long. It is a transcript of the gene rgs7bpa, whose product is annotated as regulator of G protein signaling 7 binding protein a. Gene Ontology annotation, biological process: G protein-coupled receptor signaling pathway. Gene Ontology annotation, cellular component: postsynapse; neuron projection; nucleus. The coding region runs from base 1 to 750 and encodes 249 amino acids. The record is from RefSeq and is a predicted model, not a curated record. The transcript is spliced from 6 exons. NCBI's taxonomy places the organism in Eukaryota, Metazoa, Chordata, Actinopteri, Gobiiformes, Gobiidae.
AUGAGUUCUGCAUCGAACGGGCGCAAAAACCGCCCCAGAUCGAGCGUCUUCCAGAUCGGCAAGCCUCCGUACCGAGACCCGCAGCGGAGGGAGAGCACCGAGAGCAGCCGCAAAGCCCAGCGCGCCGUGGCCGACUGCAGAAUGAUCGUGCAGGAGUUUAACACUCUGGUGGCGCUGUACCGGGAGCUGGUGAUCUCCAUCGGGGAGAUCACGGUGGACUGUCCGUCUCUGCGCGCUGAAAUGCUCAAGACCAGGACCAAAGGCUGCGAGAUGGCACGUGCUGCACACCACAGCCUCUCGCUUAUUUCAGGGCCAGAGGACGGAGAGAUCCACCCGGAGAUCUGUCGGCUCUUCAUCCAGCUGCAGUGCUGUCUGGAGAUGUACAUCACUGAGAUGCUCAAGUCUGUGUGUCUGCUCGGCUCUCUGCAACUGCACCGCAAAGGUAAAGAGCCGUGUGGGCCCAUCGCAUUGGACACUCGUCUGGACGAGAGCUCGGACAUCCCCAUCCUGGAGGACACCUCCUCCUCCCCCACAGACUGUCCUCAGCUCUGCUGGCUGCUCGCCACUGACAUCGACAACAUCGAAAAGGAUAUGAGGGAGAUGAAGAACCUUCUCAGUAAACUCAGGGAGACUAUGCCUUUACCACUGAAGAACCAAGAUGACAGCAGCCUGCUGAACCUGACUCCCUACCCACUGGUCCGACAGAGGAAGAGGCGCUUCUUCGGCCUCUGUUGCCUAGUAACCAGCUAA